This is a messenger RNA of Pseudomassariella vexata, 1313 nucleotides long. Its product is annotated as S-adenosyl-L-methionine-dependent methyltransferase. The transcript is spliced from 2 exons. Gene Ontology annotation, molecular function: methyltransferase activity. The record is from RefSeq and is a predicted model, not a curated record. Lineage: Eukaryota; Fungi; Ascomycota; Sordariomycetes; Amphisphaeriales; Pseudomassariaceae. The coding region runs from base 113 to 1246 and encodes 377 amino acids.
CCAUUGCCAUUAAUUUUCAGUGCUUCUGGAAUUUUGAACUUCGUUCUCGUCAGUAUUUGCCUGCCUCGAUAGUCACAGAUAGGGUACCUAUUCCUUCAGUACGGCCACAUCCAUGACCGCGCCCAAUAGCCAAGUCGAUAGCCAAGUCGCUGGUUUCGGCCCCGCGGUUCCAGCUGAGGAACUGGACGUACGGGAAGAUGCUCAAUCAGUCGCCUCAAGUAAAUCCUCAUCCACAUUCUCCUGGGGCGGCGGCAGCACGCCUUCACUACCGCGCAUUGACGAGGACGUGAGCAGCAACACCGCCACAUCCAUCGACUCCACCAGCUGGCGGUCAUCGACCGAGUCCAUAAGGUCGAGCAUCUACAACUUCGUCGAAGAAAACGGGCGGACAUACCACCGGUACAAAGCCGGAAAAUACCCUUUGCCCAAUGAUGUUAUGGAGCAGGAGCGUCUCGACUUGCAGCACUACCUCUUUCUCCUAACGACAAACAACAAACUACAGCUUGCGCAUCUGCCGCCCAACAGCCGGCGUGCCCUCGAUAUAGCGACCGGGACAGGAAUAUGGGCCAUUGAUUUCGCGAGCAAGUACCCGGAAUGCGAAGUCAUCGGCACGGACCUCAGCCCCAUCCAGCCCGCGUACGUCCCGUCGAACUGCCGCUUCGAAAUCGACGACGCCGAAGACGAAUGGACAUUUACUGAACCCUUCGACUUCAUACACGGCCGAGCGCUCCUCUCCUGCUUUCGGGACCCUGAACACGUCAUACAGCAAGGCUUUAUGCACCUCAAACCCGGCGGGAUAAUGGAGUUCCAAGACGGGAUUUUUCCUAUGGGAUACAUAGGGGACAUGCCCGUCGACUCGGCGCUCUACAAAUGGAACGAGCUGGUCAUGGAAGCGGCGGCGCUGACGUCAAGGCCGUGGACGAAUGUGCAGCAUUACAAGCGCUGGUUUGAGGAGGCGGGGUUCGAGGACGUGAACGAGAGAAGGUUCUACUGGCCGACGAAUCCGUGGGCUAAGGGGAAGUAUUUCAAGACCUUGGCCACCUAUUUUCAUCUCGAUUUGAUGAAUGGGCUGGAGGGAAUUAGUUUGAAGUUAUUUGGGCAUCUGGGGUGGGAAGUCGAGAGGACGAGGGCGUUUUUGGAGGAUGUGAAAAGGGAUUUUGCAGAUCCGAGGAUCAAUGGGUAUAUGACUGUGACCUUCGUGUCCGGUAGGAAACCUCUGGCGGCGAAUUUAAUGAUAAUUGCGUGAUGAUACCCACUACGACAACAUAGCCGUUGCGUCGGCAUGAUAGCAACCUAAUAUAGUGAUCAGCCAA